Molecule: messenger RNA, 6098 nt
Organism: Aspergillus brunneoviolaceus CBS 621.78
Lineage: Eukaryota; Fungi; Ascomycota; Eurotiomycetes; Eurotiales; Aspergillaceae
Gene: sec16
Product: COPII coat assembly protein SEC16
Exons: 3
Coding region: 230-6046 (1938 amino acids)
Biological process (GO): autophagy; Golgi organization; COPII vesicle coat assembly
Cellular component (GO): endoplasmic reticulum exit site; ER to Golgi transport vesicle membrane
Source: RefSeq, a predicted model, not a curated record
GGCCGCAGCUCCGGACGGGACUCGAGAAAGAACUACGCAGCCACCUGAACAUGCAGUCAUGAUUCCAUUGUCUCCUUAUUUUUUGUAAUGUCUAUGCAACUGCAUAGCUCUCUUUCUUAUUUCCUUUCUUCUCCCCGAUUCAUGUUCCAUGCCGCUUAAUAUCUGACGACCCUUAUCAUACUAAUCUGCUUGUCAGCCAUCGAGUCUUUGAGCAUUAGCGAAAUUCAACAUGGCACACACAAAUGCAGCGGCCGUGUGGAAUCCGGCUUUCAGGUCGGAAGACGAUGUCCCUCGUGUGACGACACCCACCGAACUCGAGAUCAACACCGCGAUCGAAGCUACUAGCAUCCCUCUUGGCUCGCCAAUGGAAACUCCUCACAAUGUGUCUUUUGGUGACGUACUUUCUUCGCCAUCGAACUAUGCCAACAAUACACAAGAAGCAACUGCGCCCGAUGUGGGCGUUCCCGAGUCUCCCGCGAACCGCGAACAAGCGCCAGCUCAGGACGAAGUGGUCGCAGAGCCACAGGUACACGACACAUUUGAAGGACUGUCAACGGCUAAUAAGGAGAUUAUCGAACCGUCGGAGGAGCCAAUCAGUAUGCACGGAGACACAGUGGAGAACCCUACCGGGGAACAUGUCGGAGGCGCAGAAACAAUGCCGAAUGGGGAGGAAGAGGCGCAGAAACCUGCGGAAAUCGUCAGUGACUUGGUAGAGUCAGGCAAUAUCACUCCCACCGGUCCCACCGGUACAUUCCGGGGAGACGAGCUCCCGAAUCCCAAUGGAGAGAUCCAGAGCAGCCACGAUCUCUGGGGAAGCCCUGCUCAGGAGGAACAAGACGGCGAUGAUUUCUUCAAUCAGCUCAAGACGCAAACAAAGCCCAUAUACUUCUCGCCCGAAACAGAGACGAGAUUUGAGGAAGGCGUUCCGUUGCUGAAUAGGGGCAUUGAUUCUCUAAUUGAGCCUCCAGAGACGGUGGAAAGCCGAAUCAAUAACGUAUUCAAGGCUGACGGAGAUGAGGAAGAUGAUUUUUUCAAAUCCGUGCCAGACUCAGCUUCUGAGCCAAGUCCUGAAGUUCAUCUCACUCGAAAGAGCACGUCUCAAGUGUUGGAUUCACUGGGUGUAUCGGAGGAGCCAACGAACAAUGCUGAGGAGCCGAGCGAGCAGGACCCUGACAGUGCUCCGGCUGCAGUGGGCUUAGAAGCGUCUCCAGUUGAGAUUCCUGAUCCAAGCGAGCAGGAACCUGAGAGCGCUUUGGCAGCAGCCGGUUCGCGCGUUCCAGUCGAUACUGUUGAUCCAAGUGAGCAGGAGUUUGAGAAUGCUUUGGCAGCAGCCGGCUCGCAGGCUCCGGUGGAUGCUGUUGAUACUAGCGAGCAGGAGUUCGAGAGUGCUUUGGCAGCAGCCAGCUCUCAAUUCCCAGUCAGCGCUGCCGAUCCAAGCGAGCAGGAAUUCGAGAGCGCUUUGGCUAUAGCUGGCUCCCCAUUCCCUGCCAAUCUCGCUGAUCCGAAUGAGGAUGAAUUUGAGAAGGCAUUGGCUGCAGCAGGCUCACAGGACAACAUGAAAAAGAACUCGUCCGACGAUAAUCUGGCAGCGCGCUGGCAGGCAGAGCUCUCCGAUGAAGACGCCGACGGUUUACCGUCGGAAGAAGACCUCGCAGCCCGAUGGCAAGCAGAGCUGGACGACGAUGAUGACCUGCUUUUUGAAGACGAAUCUGCUGGAGGAACUAAGCAGCCAAGUUUCGAAGAAUUACUUGGGAACCCUGCUCCGGUUGCUCAAGCGGGGCCCAGUCCCCUUGCCCCACCAAACAACUCGGUCCGACCCAGAGCGCAGGAAAGGUCUUAUGUCCCACACCAGCCAUCAACAUCGGAUCUGCUCCAGGGAAUCCCCGCAAUGAGCCCCGGGGCUGGCUAUUUUGCUCAACCACCCCGCCCGACUGAAGGAACAAAGAAAGCCGAGAGUUUCGCCGAACGUGCCAAGGAGGGUUAUAGGUCACCUUAUGAUCUUCCUGAGGACCUUACGCGCCCUCGUCGACCGGUCAUUACCAACAGAGCAGUCGUCUCGCAACCGGGCGUCCCGCCGCCGCCGCCGCGAAGCAACAGCCUUCCAGUACCUCCUCCGAAGGCGCCGGGUUCGGCAUCUUCCAUGCCCACACCUCCGGUUGGCGCGACAUCGACUGCUACUGCACCUGCACCAAAGAACUUUUUUGAGGAACUUCCUUUACCGCCGCCUCGCGCACCUUCUCGGCCGGCAAGCACGGACCGAUACACACCUGCUCCCAAUGCGGUGCCAGCAGCGCCAUCGUACUCAGCGCCUCCGCCACCGGUUAAUCCGUAUGCUAGCGCUAUCCCCGCUCCUCAGCUAACUGUCGACUCGCAGCCCCAGCCUCAAUUACAACAACCUGAAAGAAUAGACCCCUAUGCGAGUUUGUUAAGCCCAAGCGCUCCUGGCGGCGCCGCUGCAGCUCCUGGUGCAUCGAGAUAUUCGCCGAAGCCACCGAAUUUGCAGAAUGGAAUCAAGCCACCAGCCUCCCCGAGAUACUCUCCAGCUCCCCCACCAUCUGGUGCUCCCCCGCCUCCUCGCAACCGCUAUGCCUCUCAGGCUCCUAGCCACCCUGGUCAAGCUGUCACCCUUCCAUUCCAACCCCGUACAUCAAGCCCUCUGGCUCAUCAUGAGAAGGUCUCCUAUCGUCCUCAGGAAGAGUUGGAAAAGCGACCGUCCUUAGAUUAUUCGGCACUCCCUCCUACCAUCGACGUGCAAUCUCAUCCCGAGUCUGCCGUCAACCCGCUGUUCACACCUGGCGAAACUGCUAUUGAAGCCACAAUUACCGGUGUUGAUCUAAGCGAAGAGAAAGCAAGCAUGCAGCCGGUGUCUCCCCCGAGAAGUCAGUAUGCUCCGCCCGAAUAUGUUAACGAAUUUGCUCAACGCAUUACCCCAGCCGGCCAAGUCAACGCCCCGCCAGUUCCUGCGCCCGUUGUUGAUGAGCCCCCCUUCAUGCCUCCGCGUAGAUCAAUGACACAAUCACCGGGCCAGCAAACCCUUGGCCCUCGAUUAUCUGUGCCAUCAGUCGACCCUUUACAAAGACCUGCCUCAGCUCAUGGCUCUGGCUCACCUACCAAAUCCGUGAAUCCUUACGCACCAGUCCAAGGUUCGAUACAUAACCGUGCCGCCUCUCAGCAAUUGGACUUCAUUCCUCCAACGGAUGAUCAGCAGUAUGACCCUCUCGAACGCUGGAAGGGGGCGCCCAUAGUCAAACUCGGCUUUGGUGGCACUGUUUUAUCGUGUUUCCCCCAGCAUAUUCCUCGAUAUGCUGCUGGGCAAAUGGCCCCUAGAAUAAAACCAAGUCCUGGAGAGGUGAAAACAUGCCAGCUCAACGACUGGAUCCCGCCCCCGGAAAGCAUUGUCCGCCACCCAGGUCCCCUCAAGUCCAAAUCCAAGAAGAAGGAUUUGCUUGCUUGGCUCUCAAGCAAGAUAGCCGCAUUCGAGAAUGAAGGUAUCCCGGAGAGUGCUCGACUCUUUCCUGAUGGCCAUAAGCGCUACGACGAGAAGGUUCUAUUGUGGAAAGUUGUUCGCGCCAUGGUUGAACAUGAUGGUGCCCUCGAAGGCUCACCUGAGGUCCAGAAGUCCCUGCGCAGUAUCAUUCUCCCUCAUCUACAAAGCAACGAGACAGACGACAGCUACGACACAGGCUUCCAGCCUAUCAACAGUUCUCAGCCCGCCGAUGCGCCUUCUCGCCCGGAUGCAGCCAAUCCUCAAGCUAUUGGCACCCUCCGUAACAAUCUUCUACUUGGGGAGCGCGAAAAGGCCGUCUGGGCGGCAGUGGAUAGUCGCUUGUGGGGUCACGCGAUGCUUUUAGCGUCGACUAUGGAUCGUUCGGUCUGGAAGCAGGUCGUUCAAGAAUUCGUCAGACGUGAAGUCAGAUCGACUUCCGGAAGCACCGAAUCCUUGGCGGCUCUGUACGAGAUUUUUGCCGGCAACGUCGAGGAGAGCGUUGAUGAGCUGGUGCCGCCAUCAGCAAGGGCUGGCUUGCAAAUGGUCAGUAAAGUGGACGGACAUGGGUCUGCCAGAAACGCGCUCGAAGGUCUGGAAAGUUGGCGCGAGACACUCGGCCUCGUACUAAGCAACCGCAGUGCGGAAGAUCACCAAGCUCUCCUGGCCCUUGGACGGCUGCUCUCGAGCUACGGCCGCGUAGAGGCUGCGCACAUUUGCUUUCUUUUCUCACGCGCUGCAGUGUUCGGCGGUGUCGAUGAUCCUCAAACGAGUAUUGUCCUCUUAGGAGCUGAUCAUCAGCGAUCUUCCACCUCUGCGCUGCAGGACGAAGACUGUAUAUUGCUCACCGAGGCCUAUGACUAUGCCAAUUCCGUCCUCUCGGCCUCUCCGAAGCCACCGCUCUGUCAUCUCUUGGCUUACAAGUUGGUCUAUGCUUGGUGUCUCGCCGAUCGUGGCCAAAAGACAGAAGCUCAGCAGUACUGUGAUGCCAUUGCAGCAACCGUGAAAGCGACGACCAAGUCCUCGCCCUAUCAUAACCAGCAGCUGUACUAUGGAGUUGACGAGCUUUCGGCAAGGUUGAAGCAGUCGACUAGCGACGGUGGCUCGUCAUGGAUUUCAAGGCCCAGCAUGGAGAAGGUUUCUGGCUCAAUGUGGGCCAAGUUCAAUAGCUUCGUUGCCGGCGAAGACAACAAUGCCACAUCUACCGAUCCUGCGAAGGGUGGUGAGGCAGAUAUAGGUCCAUUUGCUAAAUUAGCUGGCACGCCUACUGUGAGUCGCUCGCCUUCCGUGUCAGACAUCUACGGAGGGCAACCGAGUCAUGGCGCUGCUCCUUCACGUUAUUUACCAAACAACCAAUACGCCCCUACCUCCUCACCCGAGCAGUUCCGCGGUAGAUCGUCUCUUGACUCUCAGAGAUCGUCUUCUUACAAUUUUGGUCUUGCACAGCGACGGGGCUCGCAGGACCCUUCGACACCGGUUGACAAUGGCCCAUACCAAGGGGGAAUGUUCUAUAACUCUCCGCCAUCAAACGCAGGCUAUCAGCAAACACCUCCUCAAACUUCGUAUAUGCCCCUGGCACCGGUCGAGGAAGAUUUAGUCUCUCAGCCCCAGGCUAAGGCUCCGUUUGCUCCAGGACCUGGGUCCCCUAAUAUGGUCUCGCCCUACCAACCUCCUGGAUAUGGAUCCUUUGGCCAGCUGCUCCAUGAGACUCCUUCCGCCGUCUCUCAGGCAGAUGAGGGUGGCUAUAUGCCUCCUAUGGGCGGUGGCGGCUAUGAGCCUCCCGCAGAGUCCAACGCCGCACCCGAGUCAGCAAAUCCCGAGGAACAAGAAAAUGAAGAGCCGGCUAAGAAAAAGAAGUCGUUCAUGGAUGACGAUGAUGACGAUGAUCUAGCUGCUCGAGCCGCUGCAGUUCAGAAAGCGGAGAAGGCACGCAAGGACCGAGAAGCAGAUGAAGCCUUCCGAAAGGCCGCAGAGGCCGAUGCCAAACGAGGUGCUCCCGCUAAAAAGGGAUGGUUUGGUGGCUGGUUUGGUGGGAAGAAAGAAGGCGAGAACCCCGGCGGUGGCCCGAUUCGAGCCAAGCUUGGCGAAGAGAGUUCCUUCUACUACGAUACCGAGUUGAAGAAAUGGGUCAACAAGAAAGAUCCGAAUAGCGCAACUGCAGCCCGUGCCACGCCGCCACCCCCACGUGGAUCCGGGCCUCCCAGCCGGACGGCCAGCGGCAGCAGUGGUGCGCCGCCACCACCUGCGACAACUGCAUCUCCGAUGCUGUCCGGGGCCGGUAGCCGCCCUACAUCUGCUGCAGGUGCCCCUCCUCCGCCCCUUUCCGGCAGCCCCGCCCCGCCAUCCGCUCUAGGCGCUGCGCCUCCAAUCCCACGGUCCAUCUCGACGGGCGCCGCACUACCCACACCACCGAGCGCUGGUCUCGCCGCGCCUCCCCGGCCGGCGACGUCGUUGAGCAAUGCCAGCUCCAUCGAUGACCUCCUCGGAGCGCCGCAGGCACGCAAAGGCCCUGCCGCUAAGGGCAAAAAGAAGGGACGUUAUGUCGAUGUCAUGGCAAAAUGAUCGACCUACCCCUUCUUCCUCCCAUUCCACUCGGCAUGCGGACCUUAGUGGC